AUGACGGCCAUCCCCGAAACCCAAACCGCAGCAGUGCUCCCCCCCUCCGGCGCAACCGCCGAUGCCCUCCUCCAGAUCAAAACAGACCACCCCGUGCCGUCCCCCGGCGAGGGAGAAAUCCUCGUCAAGAUCGAGUAUUCGGGGGUCUGCCAUUCCGAUGUGCAUAGUAUUCGUGGGGAAACGCCGAUGUUGACCGAUGUGGCGGGUCAUGAGGGGGUGGGGAAGGUUGUUAUGGUGGGUAAUGGGGUUAAUGAGCAGGAGUGGAUUGGGAGGAGGGUUGGGAUUAGUUCCUGUUUGAACUGUGAGAUUUGCGCGGUGAACAAUACGGCGUGUCCGUAUCAGAAGAAUGCGGGCGCGAAUGUACCUGGGACUUUUCAGCAGUAUAUCGUCAGUCCUGCGAUUCAUGUCACGAAGAUCCCCCCAGAGAUUGCGCCAGAUGUAGCUGCGCCGUUGCUGUGUGCGGGAAUUGCAAUGUACUCAUCGAUUAUGAAGACGAGGACACGACCGGGCGACUGGAUCGUUCUCCCGGGGGCUGGUGGUGGUCUGGGACAUAUGGGGGUUCAGAUUGCAGUCAGAAAAGGACUGAAAGUCAUUGCGAUUGAUAGUGGCGAAAAGAAGAAGGAGCUGUGUCUUGCUCUCGGAGCCACCGCUUUCUUUGAUUACAAGAUCGACAAUAUCGAAAAGGAAGUGAAGAAACUAACAGGUGGACUCGGAGCUCAUGCGGUAAUCUGCACCGCCAAUAGUGAACCGGCAUACGCGCAGAGUAUGCGAUUGCUUCGCAGCCUUGGGGUUCUGGUGUGCGUGGGCAUACCCAGUGUUCCGUUCAGGCUACCAGCGACUCCGUUUGAUAUGAUUGUUAAAGGGCUUACUAUUGUGGGGAAUUCUGCGGGUACGGCAAAGGAGAUGGACGAGUUGAUGGAGAUGGCUGUCGCUGGUGACGUGCGGGCCCAUAUUGAGUGCUUUGAGCUUGAUCAGAUCAAUGAUGUGGUGAUGCGACUUGGACGGUCCGAGAUUGAUGGGAGAGCUGUAGUGAAGAUUCCGGAAUAGACGACUUCCUCGUUCACUGGGAAGGAUUGUUUGGUCUUCUGAGAUAUACGGUGUUUCUGAAUAUCAAAAAUUCAAGUGAUAGUCUCUGUAGUCUCAGCUGGUAAUAAGAUCAGAGGUAUGGGGAAGGGCAUGCUCAGGUAUCCAUCCAACCUUUGAGAGAGUGGAGUAUGAAGUUCACAAGUUUGACCCGCUAAGCGCGGUACACCAUAUUGGCAUUGCACUCUAAUUGAGGGCUCCACUGAGACAGUCUUGUCGGAUUCGGUCGAGAGCAGAGUGGCACGGAGAAUGCG
Molecule: messenger RNA, 1337 nt
Organism: Aspergillus pseudonomiae
Lineage: Eukaryota; Fungi; Ascomycota; Eurotiomycetes; Eurotiales; Aspergillaceae
Product: zinc-dependent alcohol dehydrogenase
Exons: 8
Coding region: 1-1047 (348 amino acids)
Molecular function (GO): oxidoreductase activity; zinc ion binding
Source: RefSeq, a predicted model, not a curated record